Ramularia collo-cygni is the source of this 1470-nucleotide messenger RNA. RefSeq lists its product as uncharacterized. The coding region runs from base 1 to 1470 and encodes 489 amino acids. The record is from RefSeq and is a predicted model, not a curated record. NCBI's taxonomy places the organism in Eukaryota, Fungi, Ascomycota, Dothideomycetes, Mycosphaerellales, Mycosphaerellaceae. The transcript has a single exon.
AUGGCGGACCUACGCACGACACUUCUUGCUGGUAUAGCCAAAGAGCGCGUGACUGCGAAGAAUCCGCCCACAUCCGGCAUCGAUCUAGAUGCCGACCGAUGUGCAGCUCUGCAUAACACUUUGACUCUCUACGGCUGGGUCUGCUCUGGAAAGAAGAUUUCGGAGCUCAGAAAACGAACGUGGUGGAGCACGCAUGGCAACGAGACUCUCAAGGCAAUCUUGCGACCUGGAGUCAUUCGCUUUCUUUCCAAAAUCUUCGAGGUUCCAAACUACAACUUCUUCUAUCAUGUCUCGGGACUCGCCUCACCGGAGCACAUGUUGGGAAUGGCGGAUGUGAUGAUUGACGAUGAACACGAUCAUUCUGGGAAGAAACAUGAGAAGCACAGAUUUCCAAUCCUCUACAAGAGCUCCGAAGCUUUGGUCUCCCAACCCGCAGGAAUCGUCUUUGAUCAACAACGCGGAAAGGCGAUUCUCAUGCCUACAUACCAUCAUGUCUUUGAUCUCAGAAGUGCCGAUCUUCCCUGGCAGAAUCUSGAAACCAUUUUGAGUGCUUACAUCGAUAUGAUUGAAAGCGAGAAGGCGCUGGCAAUUCACAACGAAGCAGUGAUUGAGGACCCGAAAGCUCAACACGCGGGUGUUGGAGGCGAUUUGGAGAGGAACAAGACGUUCGCGAGGUACUCCACUCGUCCUUGGAUUAUGCAACCCUAUACGCUGGACGAUUUGCAUACGUGUAUAGAUACCUGGGCCUCCCUGGUACAAGCGAUUGAGAAACGGGCAGGAAUCGCAAAACAUCACCCGAAACCUGGUGACGCCGAUUAUGACCCCGAGGACGAAAUUCCUCUCUGCUCACGAACCGCCCUGACCAUCGCACGUAUACCGCGUGGAUUCGCGUAUGAGAUUCUAUCUCAUGCCCGGUCUUCAGAUGUCUGGUUCGUAGCACCAGGCCUUCGACUACCGAAAGUGGAAGAGUUCCUCCAACAGCCCUUUAGAGACAUUCUGGAGAAGUACCCCGAGGAAACAAAGGGCAUGAAAGUACCCUUUCUCUUUCUUCGGUGUCCCGGAACUGUCUCCGCGAAAGAAGCAAAGUUCCGCUACCCCUUCUCCACGCUCGAGUCUGUUCCCUGCGGACUCUAUCUUGACGCUUUUCCCAAUGCCAAGAACCCGYUUGAGGAUGCCUGUCGGCUCGUCCUGCCCAUUCGCUUGAGUGAUAAGCGACGGUAUGCUCGAACUUCCGAUGGACGGCUUCUAUAUCAGAGCCAUAGUGAUCUGUACCAGACGGGCAUCAAUCCUUUUGUGAUGAGGCAUGGUCCGAAACUAGCCGCCGUGCUUGAUAAUUGGCGGGAGCACGUGGAGAGUGGACAUUGGACUGUCAACUCCAAAGGUGUAGAAGGUGGAAUUGGAGUUUGGAGACAGGCGGAGACUCGGGAGCAUUGGUGGAGAUACCAGAGCGGUCAGCACCUUGUCAUUUAA